This is a messenger RNA of Argiope bruennichi, 7764 nucleotides long. RefSeq lists its product as uncharacterized. NCBI's taxonomy places the organism in Eukaryota, Metazoa, Arthropoda, Arachnida, Araneae, Araneidae. The record is from RefSeq and is a predicted model, not a curated record. The transcript is spliced from 26 exons. The coding region runs from base 1 to 7677 and encodes 2558 amino acids.
AUGACGUCAAGAGCGGGAUUAUUCAGCACAAGUAAGGAGCAAGAAAAUUUUUAUGAUGACAAGGAGACCCACAUCCUUGAAGAUAUAAGGAGCACGCACAUGACGAUAUGGAGCAAUAGUCCAGGAGGCCAAGGACCAUACGGAUCUGGACAGCAAGGACCAGGAGGUGCCGGCCAACCAGGUCCUGGCAGUCAAGGACCAUACGGACCAGGUGCAUCUGCCGCAGCAGCAGCCGCUGUAGGAUACGGACCAGGAGCUGCACAACAAGGACUUGGAAGUCAAGGACCAGGAAGUGGCGGACAGCAAGGUCCUGGUGGUCAAGGACCAUAUGGACCAAGUGCAGCUGCCGCAGCAGCAGCCGCUGGAGGAUAUGGACCAGGAGCUGGACAACAAGGCCCAGGUGGAGCAGGACAACAAGGACCCGGAUCCCAAGGACCAGGAGGUGCCGGUCAACAAGGACCAGGUGGACAAGGACCAUACGGACCAGGUGCAUCCGCCGCAGCAGCAGCCGCUGGAGGAUACGGACCAGGAGCUGGACAACAAGGACCUGGAAGUCAAGGACCUGGAAGUCAAGGACCAGGAAGUCAAGGACCAGGAAGUGGUGGACAACAAGGACCUGGUGGCCAAGGACCUUACGGACCAAGUGCAGCCGCCGCAGCUGCAGCCGCUGGAGGCUAUGGACCAGGAGCUGGACAACAAGGACCUGGAAGUCAAGGACCAGGAAGUCAAGGACCAGGAAGUGGUGGACAACAAGGACCUGGUGGUCAAGGACCUUACGGACCAAGUGCAGCCGCCGCAGCAGCAGCCGCUGGAGGCUAUGGACCUGGAGCUGGACAACAAGGACCUGGAAGUCAAGGACCAGGAAGUGGUGGACAACAAGGACCUGGUGGUCAAGGACCUUAUGGACCAAGUGCAGCCGCCGCAGCAGCAGCCGCUGGAGGCUAUGGACCUGGAGCUGGACAACAAGGACCUGGAAGUCAAGGACCAGGAAGUGGUGGACAACAAGGACCUGGUGGUCAAGGACCUUACGGACCAAGUGCAGCCGCCGCAGCAGCAGCCGCUGGAGGCUAUGGACCAGGAGCAGGACAACAAGGACCAGGAAGUGGCGGACAACAAGGUCCAGGAGGCCAAGGACCAUACGGAUCUGGACAGCAAGGACCAGGAGGUGCCGGCCAACAAGGUCCUGGCAGUCAAGGACCAUACGGACCAGGUGCAUCUGCCGCAGCAGCAGCCGCUGUAGGAUACGGACCAGGAGCUGGACAACAAGGACCUGGAAGUCAAGGACCAGGAAGUGGCGGACAGCAAGGUCCUGGUGGUCAAGGACCAUAUGGACCAAGUGCAGCUGCCGCAGCAGCUGCCGCUGGAGGAUAUGGACCAGGAGCUGGACAACAAGGCCCAGGUGGAGCCGGACAACAAGGACCCGGAUCCCAAGGACCAGGAGGUGCCGGUCAACAAGGACCAGGUGGACAAGGACCAUACGGACCAGGACCUGGUGGUCAAGGACUUUACGGACCAAGUGCAGCCGCCGCAGCAGCAGCCGCUGGAGGCUAUGGACCAGGAGCAGGACAACAAGGACCAGGAAGUGGCGGACAACAAGGUCCAGGAGGCCAAGGACCAUACGGAUCUGGACAGCAAGGACCAGGAGGUGCCGGCCAACAAGGUCCUGGCAGUCAAGGACCAUACGGACCAGGUGCAUCUGCCGCAGCAGCAGCCGCUGUAGGAUACGGACCAGGAGCUGGACAACAAGGACCUGGAAGUCAAGGACCAGGAAGUGGCGGACAGCAAGGUCCUGGUGGUCAAGGACCAUAUGGACCAAGAGCUGGACAACAAGGCCCAGGUGGAGCCGGACAACAAGGACCCGGAUCCCAAGGACCAGGAGGUGCCGGUCAACAAGGACCAGGUGGACAAGGACCAUACGGACCAGCAGCAGCCGCUGGAGGCUAUGGACCAGGAGCAGGACAACAAGGACCAGGAAGUGGCGGACAACAAGGUCCAGGAGGCCAAGGACCAUACGGAUCUGGACAGCAAGGACCAGGAGGUGCCGGCCAACAAGGUCCUGGCAGUCAAGGACCAUACGGACCAGGUGCAUCUGCCGCAGCAGCAGCCGCUGUAGGAUACGGACCAGGAGCUGGACAACAAGGACCUGGAAGUCAAGGACCAGGAAGUGGCGGACAGCAAGGUCCUGGUGGUCAAGGACCAUAUGGACCAAGAGCUGGACAACAAGGCCCAGGUGGAGCCGGACAACAAGGACCCGGAUCCCAAGGACCAGGAGGUGCCGGUCAACAAGGACCAGGUGGACAAGGACCAUACGGACCAGCAGCAGCCGCUGGAGGCUAUGGACCAGGAGCAGGACAACAAGGACCAGGAAGUGGCGGACAACAAGGUCCAGGAGGCCAAGGACCAUACGGAUCUGGACAGCAAGGACCAGGAGGUGCCGGCCAACAAGGUCCUGGCAGUCAAGGACCAUACGGACCAGGUGCAUCUGCCGCAGCAGCAGCCGCUGUAGGAUACGGACCAGGAGCUGGACAACAAGGACCUGGAAGUCAAGGACCAGGAAGUGGCGGACAGCAAGGUCCUGGUGGUCAAGGACCAUAUGGACCAAGAGCUGGACAACAAGGCCCAGGUGGAGCCGGACAACAAGGACCCGGAUCCCAAGGACCAGGAGGUGCCGGUCAACAAGGACCAGGUGGACAAGGACCAUACGGACCAGCAGCAGCCGCUGGAGGCUAUGGACCAGGAGCAGGACAACAAGGACCAGGAAGUGGCGGACAACAAGGUCCAGGAGGCCAAGGACCAUACGGAUCUGGACAGCAAGGACCAGGAGGUGCCGGCCAACAAGGUCCUGGCAGUCAAGGACCAUACGGACCAGGUGCAUCUGCCGCAGCAGCAGCCGCUGUAGGAUACGGACCAGGAGCUGGACAACAAGGACCUGGAAGUCAAGGACCAGGAAGUGGCGGACAGCAAGGUCCUGGUGGUCAAGGACCAUAUGGACCAAGAGCUGGACAACAAGGCCCAGGUGGAGCCGGACAACAAGGACCCGGAUCCCAAGGACCAGGAGGUGCCGGUCAACAAGGACCAGGUGGACAAGGACCAUACGGACCAGCAGCAGCCGCUGGAGGCUAUGGACCAGGAGCAGGACAACAAGGACCAGGAAGUGGCGGACAACAAGGUCCAGGAGGCCAAGGACCAUACGGAUCUGGACAGCAAGGACCAGGAGGUGCCGGCCAACAAGGUCCUGGCAGUCAAGGACCAUACGGACCAGGUGCAUCUGCCGCAGCAGCAGCCGCUGUAGGAUACGGACCAGGAGCUGGACAACAAGGACCUGGAAGUCAAGGACCAGGAAGUGGCGGACAGCAAGGUCCUGGUGGUCAAGGACCAUAUGGACCAAGAGCUGGACAACAAGGCCCAGGUGGAGCCGGACAACAAGGACCCGGAUCCCAAGGACCAGGAGGUGCCGGUCAACAAGGACCAGGUGGACAAGGACCAUACGGACCAGCAGCAGCCGCUGGAGGCUAUGGACCAGGAGCAGGACAACAAGGACCAGGAAGUGGCGGACAACAAGGUCCAGGAGGCCAAGGACCAUACGGAUCUGGACAGCAAGGACCAGGAGGUGCCGGCCAACAAGGUCCUGGCAGUCAAGGACCAUACGGACCAGGUGCAUCUGCCGCAGCAGCAGCCGCUGUAGGAUACGGACCAGGAGCUGGACAACAAGGACCUGGAAGUCAAGGACCAGGAAGUGGCGGACAGCAAGGUCCUGGUGGUCAAGGACCAUAUGGACCAAGAGCUGGACAACAAGGCCCAGGUGGAGCCGGACAACAAGGACCCGAAUCCCAAGGACCAGGAGGUGCCGGUCAACAAGGACCAGGUGCACAAGGACCAUACGGACCAGCAGCAGCCGCUGGAGGCUAUGGACCAGGAGCAGGACAACAAGGACCAGGAAGUGGCGGACAACAAGGUCCAGGAGGCCAAGGACCAUACGGAUCUGGACAGCAAGGACCAGGAGGUGCCGGCCAACAAGGUCCUGGCAGUCAAGGACCAUACGGACCAGGUGCAUCUGCCGCAGCAGCAGCCGCUGUAGGAUACGGACCAGGAGCUGGACAACAAGGACCUGGAAGUCAAGGACCAGGAAGUGGCGGACAGCAAGGUCCUGGUGGUCAAGGACCAUAUGGACCAAGUGCAGCUGCCGCAGCAGCAGCCGCUGGAGGAUAUGGACCAGGAGCUGGACAACAAGGCCCAGGUGGAGCCGGACAACAAGGACCCGGAUCCCAAGGACCAGGAGGUGCCGGUCAACAAGGACCAGGUGGACAAGGACCAUACGGACCAGGUGCAUCCGCCGCAGCAGCCGCUGGAGGAUACGGACCAGGAGCUGGACAACAAGGACCUGGAAGUCAAGGACCAGGAAGUGGUGGACAACAAGGACCUGGUGGUCAAGGACCUUAUGGACCAAGUGCAGCCGCCGCAGCAGCAGCCGCUGGAGGCUAUGGACCAGGGGCUGGACAACAAGGACCUGGAAGUCAAGGACCAGGAAGUGGUGGACAACAAGGACCUGGUGGUCAAGGACCUUAUGGACCAAGUGCAGCCGCCGCAGCAGCAGCCGCUGGAGGCUAUGGACCUGGAGCUGGACAACAAGGACCUGGAAGUCAAGGACCAGGAAGUGGUGGACAACAAGGACCUGGUGGUCAAGGACCUUAUGGACCAAGUGCAGCCGCCGCAGCAGCAGCCGCUGGAGGCUAUGGACCUGGAGCUGGACAACAAGGACCUGGAAGUCAAGGACCAGGAAGUGGUGGACAACAAGGACCUGGUGGUCAAGGACCUUACGGACCAAGUGCAGCCGCCGCAGCAGCAGCCGCUGGAGGCUAUGGACCAGGAGCAGGACAACAAGGACCAGGAAGUGGCGGACAACAAGGUCCAGGAGGCCAAGGACCAUACGGAUCUGGACAGCAAGGACCAGGAGGUGCCGGCCAACAAGGUCCUGGCAGUCAAGGACCAUACGGACCAGGUGCAUCUGCCGCAGCAGCAGCCGCUGUAGGAUACGGACCAGGAGCUGGACAACAAGGACCUGGAAGUCAAGGACCAGGAAGUGGCGGACAGCAAGGUCCUGGUGGUCAAGGACCAUAUGGACCAAGUGCAGCUGCCGCAGCAGCAGCCGCUGGAGGAUAUGGACCAGGAGCUGGACAACAAGGCCCAGGUGGAGCCGGACAACAAGGACCCGGAUCCCAAGGACCAGGAGGUGCCGGUCAACAAGGACCAGGUGGACAAGGACCAUACGGACCAGGUGCAUCCGCCGCAGCAGCAGCCGCUGGAGGAUACGGACCAGGAGCUGGACAACAAGGACCUGGAAGUCAAGGACCAGGAAGUGGUGGACAACAAGGACCUGGUGGUCAAGGACCUUAUGGACCAAGUGCAGCCGCCGCAGCAGCAGCCGCUGGAGGCUAUGGACCAGGGGCUGGACAACAAGGACCUGGAAGUCAAGGACCAGGAAGUGGUGGACAACAAGGACCUGGUGGUCAAGGACCUUAUGGACCAAGUGCAGCCGCCGCAGCAGCAGCCGCUGGAGGCUAUGGACCUGGAGCUGGACAACAAGGACCUGGAAGUCAAGGACCAGGAAGUGGUGGACAACAAGGACCUGGUGGUCAAGGACCUUAUGGACCAAGUGCAGCCGCCGCAGCAGCAGCCGCUGGAGGCUAUGGACCUGGAGCUGGACAACAAGGACCUGGAAGUCAAGGACCAGGAAGUGGUGGACAACAAGGACCUGGUGGUCAAGGACCUUACGGACCAAGUGCAGCCGCCGCAGCAGCAGCCGCUGGAGGCUAUGGACCAGGAGCAGGACAACAAGGACCAGGAAGUGGCGGACAACAAGGUCCAGGAGGCCAAGGACCAUACGGAUCUGGACAGCAAGGACCAGGAGGUGCCGGCCAACAAGGUCCUGGCAGUCAAGGACCAUACGGACCAGGUGCAUCUGCCGCAGCAGCAGCCGCUGUAGGAUACGGACCAGGAGCUGGACAACAAGGACCUGGAAGUCAAGGACCAGGAAGUGGCGGACAGCAAGCUCCUGGUGGUCAAGGACCAUAUGGACCAAGUGCAGCUGCCGCAGCAGCAGCCGCUGGAGGAUAUGGACCAGGAGCUGGACAACAAGGCCCAGGUGGAGCCGGACAACAAGGACCCGGAUCCCAAGGACCAGGAGGUGCCGGUCAACAAGGACCAGGUGGACAAGGACCAUACGGACCAGGUGCAUCCGCCGCAGCAGCAGCCGCUGGAGGAUACGGACCAGGAGCUGGACAACAAGGACCUGGAAGUCAAGGACCAGGAAGUGGUGGACAACAAGGACCUGGUGGUCAAGGACCUUAUGGACCAAGUGCAGCCGCCGCAGCAGCAGCCGCUGGAGGCUAUGGACCUGGAGCUGGACAACAAGGACCUGGAAGUCAAGGACCAGGAAGUGGUGGACAACAAGGACCUGGUGGUCAAGGACCUUAUGGACCAAGUGCAGCCGCCGCAGCAGCAGCCGCUGGAGGCUAUGGACCUGGAGCUGGACAACAAGGACCUGGAAGUCAAGGACCAGGAAGUGGUGGACAACAAGGACCUGGUGGUCAAGGACCUUACGGACCAAGUGCAGCCGCCGCAGCGGCAGCCGCUGGAGGCUAUGGACCAGGAGCAGGACAACAAGGACCAGGAAGUGGCGGACAACAAGGUCCAGGAGGCCAAGGACCAUACGGAUCUGGACAGCAAGGACCAGGAGGUGCCGGCCAACAAGGUCCUGGCAGUCAAGGACCAUACGGACCAGGUGCAUCUGCCGCAGCAGCAGCCGCUGUAGGAUACGGACCAGGAGCUGGACAACAAGGACCUGGAAGUCAAGGACCAGGAAGUGGCGGACAGCAAGGUCCUGGUGGUCAAGGACCAUAUGGACCAAGUGCAGCUGCCGCAGCAGCAGCCGCUGGAGGAUAUGGACCAGGAGCUGGACAACAAGGACCUGGAAGUCAAGGACCAGGAAGUGGCGGACAGCAAGGUCCUGGUGGUCAAGGACCAUAUGGACCAAGUGCUGCCGCCGCAUCAGCAGCCGCUGGAGGCUAUGGACCUGGCGCUGGACAACAAGGACCUGGAAGUCAAGGACCAGGAAGUGGUGGACAACAAGGACCUGGUGGUCAAGGACCUUACGGACCAAGUGCAGCCGCCGCAGCAGCAGCCGCUGGAGGCUAUGGACCUGGAGCUGGACAACAAGGACCUGGAAGUCAAGGACCAGGAAGUGGUGGACAACAAGGACCUGGUGGUCAAGGACCUUACGGACCAAGUGCCGCCGCCGCAGCAGCAGCCGCUGGAGGCUAUGGACAAGGAGCUGGACAACAAGGACCAAGAAGUCAGGCACCUGUUGCAUCCGCAGCAGCUUCUCGCCUUUCUUCUCCUCAAGCCAGUUCUAGAGUUUCAUCUGCUGUGUCUACUUUGGUGUCGAGUGGUCCUACGAAUCCUGCCGCACUCUCUAAUGCUAUCAGUAGCGUUGUAUCACAAGUUAGUGCAAGUAAUCCUGGUCUUUCUGGUUGCGAUGUACUUGUACAAGCAUUGUUGGAAAUCGUAUCAGCCCUUGUACACAUCCUCGGGUCUUCUAGCAUUGGGCAAAUUAAUUACGCCGCGUCUUCUCAAUAUGCCCAGAUGGUAGGGAAUUCUGUAACUCAAGCUCUUGGUUAAUGUUCUUGUAUAUGAUUACAAAAUAUUUUGUCUAAUUAUGGUACAUUUGUAAUCUUUCUAAAUAAAUUCUGAAGCAUAUUAAUACGA